Bacillus rossius redtenbacheri is the source of this 5259-nucleotide messenger RNA. Its product is annotated as protein Wnt-3a-like. The transcript is spliced from 6 exons. Gene Ontology annotation, biological process: canonical Wnt signaling pathway; cell fate commitment; multicellular organism development. Gene Ontology annotation, cellular component: extracellular region. NCBI's taxonomy places the organism in Eukaryota, Metazoa, Arthropoda, Insecta, Phasmatodea, Bacillidae. Gene Ontology annotation, molecular function: frizzled binding; cytokine activity. The coding region runs from base 23 to 907 and encodes 294 amino acids. The record is from RefSeq and is a predicted model, not a curated record.
GAGUCUAGCUUGCCACGACUUGAUGUCAAGGAAAGUUGUAUUGACGGUGAGCCAGGGCGCGAGGAUCGGCAUCGACGAGUGCCAGCACCAGUUCCGCAUGAGCCGCUGGAACUGCACCACCUUCGGCAACACCACGACCAUCUUCGGCGGCGUGCUGUCCGUCAAGAGCCGCGAGACGGCCUACGUGUACGCAGUGACCACGGCGGGGGUGGCCUACGCCGUGACGCGCGCCUGUUCCCGGGGCGACCUCACGGACUGCAGCUGCGACAAGCGCGUGCGCAGCAAGAAGCCGCGAGGCAACUGGCAGUGGGGCGGCUGCUCCGAGGACAUCCACUUCGGGGAGCGCUUCAGCCGCGAGUUCACGGACGUCCGGGAGAGCAGGGACACGGCGGAGGGCCUCAUGAACCUGCACAACAAUGAGGCAGGUCGCAGGUCGAUCCGGGCGCGCAUGCAGCGCGUGUGCAAGUGCCACGGCAUGUCGGGCUCGUGCAGCGUGCGCGUGUGCUGGCGCAAGCUACCGCAGUUCCGCGCCGUGGGGGACGCCCUGGCGGCGCGCUACGAGGGCGCCUCGCACGUGCGCGUCGUCGAGAAGCGGCGCCGCCGCGUCAAGAAGCUGCGCGCCGCCAGCCGCGACCUCAAGCCGCCCAACAAGACGGACCUGGUGUUCCUGGACGAGUCCCCGGACUACUGCGAGAGGAACGACACGCUGGGCAUCCUGGGCACGAGGGGCAGGCUCUGCAACCGCACCAGCCCCGGCCUGGACGGCUGCCGCCUGCUGUGCUGCGGCCGCGGCUACCAGACCCGCGUGCGAGACGUGGAGGAGAAGUGCCGCUGCCGGUUCGUGUGGUGCUGCAACGUGGUGUGCGACAUGUGCCGCUACAAGAAGGAGGAGCACGUCUGCAACUGAGCGUCGUCCCUCCUUCCUACCUUCCUUCCUCCCUCUUCCUGUCUCCCUCCGGGCGACAUGUGCCGCUGCAAGGAGGAGAUACCGUCCCUCCUUCCUUUCUUCCUCCCUCUUCGUGCCUCCCUCUGGGCGACAUGUGCCGCUACAAGGAGGAAGCGCCGUCUCUCCUUCCUUCCUUCCUCCCUCUUCCUUUCUCCCUCCGUGCGACAUGUGCCGCUACAAGGAGGAGGCGCCGUCUUUCCUACCUUCCUUCCUCCCUCUUCCUUUCUCCCUCCGUGCGACAUGUGCCGCUACAAUGAGGAAGCGCCGUCUCUCCAUCCAUCCUUUCUCCCUCUUCCUGUCUCCCUCCGUGUGACAUGUGCCGCUACAAGGAGGAUGCACCGUCUCUCCUUCCUUCCUUUCUCCCUCUUCCUUUCUCCCUCCGUGUGACAUGUGCCGCUACAAGGAGGAGGCGCCGUAUCUCCUUCCUUCCUUCCUCCCUCUUCUUUUCUCCCUCCGUGCGACAUGUGCCGCUAUAAGGAGGAGGCGCCGUCUCUCCUUCCUUCCUUUCUCCCCCCGUGCGACAUGUGCCGCUACAAGGAGGAGGCGCCGUUUCUCCUUCCUUCCUUUCUCCCUCUUCUUUUCUCCCUCCGUGCGACAUGUGCCGCUAUAAGGAGGAGGCGCCGUCUCUCCUUCCUUCCUUUCUCCCUCCGUGCGACAUGUGCUGCUACAAGGAGGAGGCGCCGUUUCUCCUUCCUUCCUUUCUCCCUCUUCUUUUCUCCCUCCGUGCGACAUGUGCCGCUAUAAGGAGGAGGCGCUGUCUCUCCUUCCUUCCUUUCUACCUCUUCCUGUCUCCCUCAUCGUUUCUCCCUCUCAUUCCUCAGCGUCCGCCUCUGGAGCAGGCUUGCUGCAUGGCUCCGUGAUGCCACAAUCAACUGUUUUAUGGAACGUUUCUGCAGCGUUGCAGAAACAUUACAGUGUCACAUCUCUGAAAAGUAUCUGAAAAGUUCUUCUCUGAAUGGGCUGCAAGCCUACCAGGUAUAGCUGCAAAAAAAAAUUUCAUGCAUUUUGCUUUGAUGCAGUGUUGCAGAAACAUUGCAAUGAUACAGCUCUGAAAAGUAUCUAAAACGUUCUACCCUGAAUGGGCUAUAAUAUUGCUGCAACAAGCUUUGAAUAUUUUUACAUUGCAGGUGUUGAACCAAAGUAAACCACAAAUAAAGCCAAUUUUAUCGAUUGCCUAAGUGUACAAACUUUGAAGUAAAAUACUGGUGGUUCCACCACUGAAAAUCUUAUAUUCCAAUUUAAUUGUCCAAAAAAAAUUUCAUGACGUACACGGUUGGCUAAUUGUUGAUGUUAUGGAAUCUAAUAGCUCUUGUAUUUAGUUUCAGUUCUGUUAAAUGUUUUUUGUUCUUGAUUAGUACUUUGUUAAAUUACAACUUUAUACAUUUAGUUAUCUUCUUAACUAAAUCACAUUUCUGUGCCAAUGUGAACAGACACAUGUGGUGUGGACUUCGUCGGCUGAUGCUGACGGUUCUGUAGCAAACCCCAAGUUAAUGAUGGCCCCAUGCGUGAAAUACAAGUAUCAUCAUAUAUUACUAUUAGUUCUUCUGAAAUACCUGUCCAAAAAUGCAAUACCGCACUCUAUGGUUUGUUUUGUAAGUCCCACGACCGGUUUUAAUAAUACAUUGUGAUUAGUUCUGGUAGAACACCCCUCAAUUUUUCACCUGUUUCUGCAUCUCAUAGACAGCAACAUUGUAAAUGGUGAUAGCACUGACAAGUACUCCCUUUAAUUGGUCCUUUUUGAUUUCACUAUUUAGAGGAACAAUCUGGUGUUUGUAAAUACCAGGGUAAUUUAACUGUUUCGGUAGCUGAUUGGUUAUUAUUUUUCUGUCACAGAUAUAUUUUUCGUCUUGUAAUACAUGCAGGAAUGUUAAAGAGUUAUAAAACGUUUUUGAACAGAAAAGUGUUUUAUUUUAAACAUAAAACUUCGAUUUUACUGAAUUAUUUACUUCUCACCGUCCUCAGUGCCACGUAUUUCUUCCUUUAUCUUUGGUUUUAUUGCUCUCACAGAAGUUCACAGAUUCUCAGUAUUUUAUCACAAUCCCAAUAAGCCCCGUUGUACUGAUACAACGAUGCGGAAACGUAAAGACGGAACUGGACUACGAAAACACAAGAUAUUUAUAUUCCGCUAUCUGCCGAUUCUACACUGCACAACACGUAACAUACAACAACCAAUGAGAUUGUUUGUAAAUUUUGUGGCCAACAUAAUCACAACAAAUUUAUUUGUGUGGGUUAAAAUUAAAAUUCUUUUGGUACGUAGUAAUACAGUAUUGUGCAGGCAUUUAUAGUUCGAUGGUGAGAAUAGAUACUGAAUCUAUAAAUAUAAUCUCGGAUAUCACGUUUACUAAACAUUAGGUCAUUUAAUUCAAACUUAUUUGAGAUACCAGGACAUAAGACAGUCAGAACUUACAUACAUUCUUAUUAUAAAUUAUGUACGUAAGAAUGUAAUUAUAGAACACUUACCGUAUGCAAAUAUUAAAGUCCUCGGAACAAUUUUUAACGUAUUUAAAAUAUUUAAAAAGCACGGCUAACGAAAGCAGAAGAGAUGGGAGUUGCCCAGCUUGCGUAGACACCACUCUUUUCCAUUUAACCUCUUUCUCUAAUAGUAAUUGAUUACGUUUAUGCCAUGCUUUCUUCACUUCAUUACACGAAACUUUAGUUGUGUUUCUUGUGCAAAAAACGACAGCUACUCCCAUAUUACAUAGAAUCUUUUUUUCUCUCAUAAAACUGAGCAAUGAUGCUUUUAUUAUGCGACAUAUUUAGAACAUUACGUUACGGAACGGCACAAUGCUAUGACGUGCAGACAUGCAACAAGCCUGUACCAGAUUUAACCUCUCUUUUGUGAUACUGAACACGCUCUCUAAGCCAAAAACUACUUAGUGUGCAUUAAUAUUGUGUGUUGUUUCGUGCGUUUGCAAUGAAUGCUUUUUGCAUUGCUACUCUGUUUUACUAACUUGCUUCCGUGUUCUAAAAGACGAGUAUUAUUUAUUUGCAUGUGUCAGUGAGUGCUUUGAACAAGUUCUCAGAGAACAUCAGUGUGUCGAUGAACAAUGAAGAAAAGAAGAUUUUGUGUGUAUUAAGACAAUGAAUUUGAAUUAAACGUGUAAAUUUGUUAAAAAAAAAUGUAUAUUUAUGUGAAAUAUUUGAGCAUUUAAACUAUAAGUCAGCAUGUGUGAAUUUACGUCACUUACAAAAUACUGAAAGUGCAUGUUUGUAUAUUACUGCAUUCCUGUAAAGUUCUCAAAUGAUAGGUUCGGAAAAUGACUUUGUAAUCUAUAAAAUUGUGCAUGUAUUUCUCGUACCGCAAUCUCAGUCGGAAUUACUCCAAAGUGAAGAGACAUAUCGCAGCAGAAACUGCAAGUAACAAUGUUUUAAAGACAACACAAUCAUUAAAAAAAUCUUAGCAAACCAUAAAUAUCAUUAUGUACAUAAAAUCCCAAAUGUAAUUUCAUUUCUUGCUACUCAGAGCUCAUUUAAAACAAUAUAUUUUAAACUGAAUGAAAGAAAAAGUAACAAAUGUUUUGCUCUGUUCUAACAUUAUUUGGAAUUAACAUUAAUAAGGAAACUUUCUUAUUGAUCAUUCAUUUUUUUUAUCGUUAGCUGCAUAUUUAACUUGUAACCAAUUCAGUUAUUCCUUUAGAAAUUGAUGGUUAGUCAAUUUUUUUUUGUUACAGAUAAAGUACCUAUGCAGCUAAUUUUAUAUGAUAAUAAACUUAUAAACUUCCUAAAAAAUUAUGCAGUUUUGUUGUUCAAGUAGGUAUACCUUCAUUAUCAAACAUUUUGAUGUCUAGAGAAUGAGUGUGUACAUUCGAACACUUCAUAAGCAAGAGCUUCCAAAUAUUAUUGGCUUGUGAUAGCAAGUAAACGUUUUAUGUGCCAAAAGAAAGAUUAGUCUUAUAAUAAAUAUUAUAGUAAUAAUUAUAUUAUACCUGUACAGAAUUGUGAGUAAAAAAAAUAAACCUUUUGCAACAUAUUACUGUAUUUGUCAGGUUUGUAACAGAAAGUUGAGAUAAAUUAAAACUGUUCAUUAGUUUAUUAUGAAUGUAAGAACAAAACCAAAUGUAAUUAAUACAAUUUUUUUCAGGUUUGUAAAAAAAAAUAUUUGCUUGAUAACUAAUGAUAUUUCAAUGAACAGUAUACUCAGAGCCUUACCAUUAUAUUCUGUCUGCAAUAGCCUGGGAUUGUACUAAUUUAUUCCGGUUGGAGUGAUUAUGUUUUCUUCUGUAGGUACCUACUGAAUCAUUCUCCAAACGAGCACAAAAAGGCAUGCUCCAAAGUACAUUAACUGACAAAAUAAAGAACAAAAUGUUGUCUUA